AUGGAGAGCCCAGAUACGGGCCCUGGGAAGCGUCCGUUCCAGCCCGUUUCGGUAGGAACCUGCUACGCCCAGACAGCCAACGAUCGUUUUGGAAGCGGCGCCAGCGAGGCUGUCCGCGAGCGUGAACGCUUCGCUUCCUACCUCUUCCCCGGCCCAGACGGGUCAGUGCCUGACUGGGAGGAGCCGGGUUCCGAUGACUGCGACGAGACGUCCAUUUACCAACUCGUGCCCACCAUGCAACGAUACCGGAAUAACCUGACAGCCCUGUCACAGCUCUACAAUCUAUACUUGGUCGCCUACCAAGGUAAUAUUUUCGUCUACGUGCCACGAAGCGUCCCCAAGCAAACAAUACCUCGACACCCAGACCUUCGUCUUUUUCCUCGCCCGAGCGUGGCGUCUCGUCACAUCGGAGGCUACCAAGAUCCCUCCAAUCCUCACACGAUAAACCACAUCAUGGUCGGGGCCCUUGGCAUGGAAGAGGCCGUGGUGGCGUGCUACGAUGAUGGCGACGUCGUUGCCUACCUGACGAGCGAAAUUGCCGACUGGAUAAAUGGAGCUCGUCAUGGGCCGAGAAAUACCGUGCCGAGGCCGUUUCUCCACGAGAAUGUCGGCAAGUCUGCUUGGGGAUUGGCUGUCCACAGAAAGUCUCGCCUCAUCGCCGUCAGUUCGAAUCGCUGCGAGGUGACCGUCUUUGCCUUGGGCCUGGCGCCAAGCAAGAAAGGAAGACAGGAGCCCGAUAGCUGCGAAUGCUGCCGUCGGGACUGCGGGCAUGUCGAGUCACACGUGCGUCAGCGUGCCCGGAACUGGAGAAUUGUCGUGACUCUUGGGCGUCUGGCAGACAACAUACCCAAUGUGUGCUUCGUCGACGACGACCAGGGCUCGGCAGACAUGAUCUGCGCUAUCGAUAUUAGGGGCGCGAUCUGGCUGGCCGACAUUUGGAAGCCCUCUCAACCGGCCACACGUGUCGAGCCGUGCAACUGUGUCCAGCUGCGAAACUCGGACUCUUGGCCAGCUCUAUCCAGCCGCCUCAGGGGCUGGGGGAUCCUCGCCCUGCCAAGGAGCAGCUUCCUCAAAGUAGACUCCGUCGAAGAGCUUCUCGGCGCAUCGGGCAAAGAGCUUGACCCGUUGCCCAACUCGACCUUGAACAUGGAGUCACAUCUCCAGGACAUACCGGACAACCCGUGUUCUCAGGAGCGCAGCGCCACCUUUCCGGAACACAUGCCGAAUCACUUCGCGUUCGGUACGGGUGUCCUCAAUGCCGUUUUUGUUCAGCACUUGGAUGCGGACGGGUCGCAGCACAGCGAUUCAGACGAGCUGAGCGAGGAGGCAGAGGUCAUCGAGGGGGUGGAAAUCGACCUAGAGGUAGGGCUCGACGGUCUGGCGGGUGCGGCAGACGGAGUGUCGGACAUUGCGGCCACGCUCGUGGACACGGUCGGGCCGGGCGCAGAGACGCCGCAGAUGACGGUGCAGCAACAGCUUUCACAGGGGCUGCCGCCCCAGAUGAUACCCACGACGGGCGCCUUAUACCUGCCGACGAACGGCGGUGACGUGUUGAUAAUACCGCCGGAGACGGUUCAGGCAGCAACGACGCCUCCGCCACAGCUCACUUCACCGUUCGCGGGAGCUUCCGAGAGCUCUGCCGUGGCCACACAGGGAGGCCGAGGGCACAGACAGAGCCAGAGGCCGGGCUGGCCGCCAGCGAGGCUGGAUAUGGUGUACUUGCCACACGAGGGACUGGUGCUUCCGAUGCCUCGAAGGGCAUUUGAGCUAGUGCAAUUCCUCAGGGCGGAGCCGAAGAGCAAUCGCAACCGGGCGGGCGAGUUGUCGGUGCUAGGCCGGCUCGCGAAGAGAUACCACGUGCUCCGACUACAUGAGAAGGAAAUGGAGCUACGGAGCCUGGACCAAGGGGCCGAUGGCACGCCUCGGGAGUUUGGGAUUCUGUGCCCGCAAGCCAUGAACAUGGGGCAGGGCCUGAUGAACCCGACGACGAGGCUGCUUUUCAGGGCGACGAGCCGUCUCAGCAUGGUAGUCCACGUGCCGGAACUGUCGCUGGUGGUGGUGGGGUCGCCGAUCGGGCGGGUGCUGCUGGUGACGCCGACGAGACUGGCGACGCCGGUCAAGAAGGGCCAGGGGCUGUUGCAGCACGGAUUCCGGGUGGACUGGGUACUGCCGAGGCGAUCGGACGAGAGGGUCUACAGACGGGUGGUGCGGCCACUGCACGGGAUGGCCGUGGGGCCGGUGCAGGAGAAGGGGGCCCAAGGGGAUGGGGAGGGAGCAGGAGGAGGCGGGAGCAGGCCGCGGCGGUACCGGCUGAUGCUGCACUACCGAAACCACGACAUGUUGACGUACGAGAUUACGCGGGCGGAGGAGACGGGGAAAGUGUGCAUUUUCUGA
Molecule: messenger RNA, 2394 nt
Organism: Hirsutella rhossiliensis
Lineage: Eukaryota; Fungi; Ascomycota; Sordariomycetes; Hypocreales; Ophiocordycipitaceae
Product: CRT10 domain-containing protein
Exons: 5
Coding region: 1-2394 (797 amino acids)
Source: RefSeq, a predicted model, not a curated record